Molecule: messenger RNA, 1095 nt
Organism: Mycosarcoma maydis (corn smut)
Lineage: Eukaryota; Fungi; Basidiomycota; Ustilaginomycetes; Ustilaginales
Exons: 1
Coding region: 1-1095 (364 amino acids)
Biological process (GO): coenzyme A catabolic process
Molecular function (GO): acetyl-CoA hydrolase activity; coenzyme A diphosphatase activity
Source: RefSeq, a predicted model, not a curated record
AUGACGGUCAAAGAGACGCUCUACAACAUCCUUUUUGGCCCUGAUCGAUCCGCGUCUUCCUCGUCGGGGUCGCAACCAUCGACAACCAUCUCGGCAGCAGCGGUUUCGCUCGGUGUUGCACCAGAAGCGCUCGGCAGGCUCACCUCGCAUUCCAUCCAUGCUCUUCAGAAUCUUUCGACCUAUCGUCCGAAACUUGGAUCUGAGCCGUGUCCUUCCUCCGUGCCAGCUUACCGUCGAGCAGCAGUGCUACUCUGCCUGUUUGCCGGACGCAAUGGUGAGCUGUAUGUGAUUCUAUCCAAGCGUUCUUCUCGUCUGCGGUCGCAUGGUGGAGAUACAGCCAUUCCAGGUGGGCGCUUCGAACCCACGGAUCGAGAUCUGGAAUACACAGCGCGACGCGAAGCGUUUGAGGAAACUGGUCUACCCAUCGAUCCUUCCAAAGCAGUCAAGCUUUGCGAGCUUCCUCCGUUCCUGUCAGCCAACGAACUGGUGGUGACACCUUUCGUAGUGCUGCUCACGGAUCACACUGUUCAGCCGCACCUGAAUCCGCGAGAAGUGGACAGCCUGUUCUCUCUCCCACUUGUAUCGUUUCUGUACCACAAUCCACCACGAAACCUGCGACGGUCAUUGCAUCUGCCCUUGACGCCCGACCCGGAGGCGUUACGGCAUAUGCCAGCAAAUGAAGUCUCACCGAUCUCAGACUGGCACACAUGCCGCGACAUCCUUUGGCUCGGCGGUUACCGUAUACGGAGACACACAUUUUGGGACGAACGAAACCCGAUCCGAGGUUUGACAUCAGACAUCCUCAUCCUAGCAGCCAAAAUCGCGUACGGAGAAAAACCGCAGUUUUCGUUAAAGAGCCCAGCCCAACCGAGUCAGGCAGACCUAAUCACUUUGGCAUUCAAUAGCCCCUUGGCAGUUAAAAAGUUCAGGGUAAAACCGAGAAUGCAGUUCUUGAAAACGCCAGAUGCGUUCAGUUUCAACCGAGCCGAACGCACAAACGACGAUUUGGAGCAGCCCCAGGACGAGAAGGAUUUCGAGCUCGCUCCGCCCAUCGUGUCAGCUUCGGAAGGCGCCAUUAUCAAGCCCAAGUUAUGA